AUCCAGGAGAUGGUCCACUCGGACGCCACAUCCUAUGAGUCCAACCGUCAAGUGCCCCUGAUCAAUCGCCCCGGGAUGUUAGCCGGCCCCAUGAGCGCUCUCAGCCAGUCUCAGCUGAUUUCUCAGAUGGGGAUGCGGAGCGGUGUAACCCACGGUUCCCCAUCGCCCCCGGGAAGUAAGUCUGCUACGCCAUCUCCCUCCAGUUCUACUCAGGAAGAGGAGACAGAGUCACAUUACAAGGUUACUGGAGAGAAAAGACCAUCAACAGACCUGGGCAAAAAGCCCAAAAGCCAAAAGAAGAAGAAAAAGAAGGAUCCCAAUGAGCCCCAGAAGCCGGUGUCAGCGUACGCCCUAUUUUUCAGAGACACGCAAGCAGCCAUCAAAGGGCAAAACCCCAAUGCUACCUUUGGAGACGUAUCAAAAAUUGUUGCGUCAAUGUGGGAUAGUUUGGGAGAAGAACAAAAACAAGCGUACAAAAGGAAAACAGAAGCCGCGAAGAAGGAGUACCUGAAAGCCCUGGCAGCGUACCGGGCCAGCCUGGUCUCCAAGAGCUCUGCCGACCAGGGGGAGACGAAAAGCACCCAGAGCAAUCCACCUUCCAAAAUGAUUCCCCCCAAGCAGCCCAUGUACCCGAUGCCGCCGCAGGCUUCCUCACCCUACCCUGGCCUGGGCUCAUUCCUGUCCCCAUCGGACCUGCAGAACUACCACCCGCAGAGCUCCCUCCUCAGCCAGCCCCUCAGCAUGCAGCAGGUCCCCCAACAGCCCCUCCUGUCCCCCCCCAUGGCACUACAGGUACAGCCCCCCAUCAACGCCUCGCCUCCAGGGCAGCAGGACUUCUCACAUAUUUCGUCUGAGUUUCAAAACAGUGUUGGACCCCGUUCGCCUGGUGCAUCAAACCCUCCAGGAAGCACCGAGUGGGACAACGACUACCCCAGCAGGGAGUGUGGGAUUAACCACUGCAGCAUGCUGCCAAGGGACAAGGCACUCUACCUCACCUAAAACUCAACAUCUCUUUUCGCGGAGGCUCAGACGAAGGACACUUGAGAGGGUCUAACUUACAGACUACCCGGAGAGGCACCGAGCAAGUCGUACGGACGAGAGAGCUGCCACUGCACCUCGUCACUGGCUUCGUUUCCAGGCUCUAAGAGCAGUUGUCUUUUAUUAUUUUUGAACUCUAAAGUCUACUUUCUGUGGAAGCCCAAAAACCUCAUAAAUCAUGAAGAACAAAAAAAAAAAAAAUUACAAAAAAAAAAAAUAAAAUAAAUAAACACAAAACCAACAAAAAAAAAUAAACUAAGGACACGGUUUUUCUGCUUGCCAUCAGCUUAGCUACAGACUAUUUUCCUAGUGAACUGCUUUUAGACGCAGCAUAGGCCCAGGUCUGGUGUCCUACAGCAUUAGGCCAGCUCAGUAGGAGGAUGCACUCUUUUGACUUGCUAACAGCACUAAACUUUGUGCAAGAAAAUGUGAAGUUUGUGUGAAUAUUGUACAUGCAAAGGCCUUGGAUGU
This is a messenger RNA of Cariama cristata (Red-legged seriema), 1509 nucleotides long. RefSeq names its product TOX high mobility group box family member 2 (gene TOX2). NCBI's taxonomy places the organism in Eukaryota, Metazoa, Chordata, Aves, Cariamiformes, Cariamidae. The transcript has 7 exons. Gene Ontology annotation, cellular component: nucleus. The record is from RefSeq and is a predicted model, not a curated record. Gene Ontology annotation, biological process: regulation of transcription by RNA polymerase II. The annotation marks the transcript as partial. Gene Ontology annotation, molecular function: chromatin DNA binding.